AUAUGACAACGGCUUAGGAGGACACAUGUUUUAAUCUCUAAGACAACACUUGGGGUGAAUGGACCACCAGCUUUGCCAAUAUGCAUGCCCUCGAUGGAUUCAUAAUUUGUUUUUAUCGAGCGCCUGCAAAUUCGCAGCAUAGGCCAUCCUGUAUAACUCCCCGUGGUAGGUUGGUUGUGUACAGUCAAUUACAAGAUUGCCUGGACAAAAAUUUGCCUUCGCAAAUAUUUUAUUUGUACCCUCCAACAUUCUUAGAUUCGUUCCCAACUUUAAGCUGUCUUCUAUCAUUUAUAAGAUUGCCUGCACACAAGGGUGAUAUCUACUCUCUCUCUCUCUCUCUCUCUACAAGCGUUCAAACUUCUAUCAGCUAGCUCAAAUUGCCAGAUGUGUAGUUACUAUUCCAUUUAUUACUAUUGCAACUCUGCAAACCUCAUCUCUUCCUUGUUUGAGCUUGCAACCAUAUAUGCUCAAUCCCUUAAUCUCUUAAGCUCCAAUCCAGACGUUGUUUUUAGAUUUGAUGACUGCUCUUUCUAAAUCAAAACCAGUGGUGUCUAUGGCACGGCUUGCUCAACUUCUUGAAGAGCGACAAGAGCCUUUUAAACUUGAAGUUUACCUCUCAGAAAGGAGAUACACGAAGAAGAGCUUCGACAGAAUAGGUAGUCGUAAGGUUAAGUGGAGAAUUGCAAUCCCAAAUGGCUCAAAGAUCCUGAAAUCGGCUAUCAACAAGCUUGUUUCCUACAAAAAUUGCCAGAAAAGUGUGCAUUGCAAAGAUAGAGGCAUACCAGCUUUUGGGAGGGGAAAUAAACAGCAGCAUAAUUCAGUGAGAAAUUUCGCAUCCUUGGGUUUUCCUUUGCCUUGUCAGAGCACUUUUCAAGCCUCGAAACUCCACAACCUGAGAGAUUUAGAGGUAGCUACAAAUACAAAAGACAGCAAACAGCUCAGCCCAGUGUCUGUACUAGAAGAACUGUCAUCCAAUGAAGCUCAACACUUUCUUGCAGCAAAAAAAGAAGAAAUCAAACCAAUUUCUGGUUUCAAUUAUCCAAGAAAAGCUAAAUCAACAUACCUCUGCGAAUUCCUUAUACAAUCAUUGACUGAGAAGCACAAUUGUGUUAGCAAAACAGAAUUACAAGAUGUCAAGUACAGUUCAGAUCAGCACUUGAAGCCCAAACAGGUCUCAAUGCAAACGAAGCAGCUUUUGUUCAACUGUGUGACGGAAGCGAUGGACACUUAUGGAAAGCAAGGAAGGAGGCAGAGGAGUGGUAGAGAAGGCUUAGGACCGGAGGAGUUUGGAAAAGUAAUUUGUGAGCAAAUUUCCUUAUUGGAAGAGCAAUACGGAGAUGUUAAAUAUAUAAACCAAUUGAUAGAUUUGAAUGGCACGACAGAGGAAUGGAGAAAUUUCCAACGAUGGAACAAGGAAAUUGGAAAAGUUAUAGCCGAUGCUGUGUUGGAUGAUAUUAUCACAGAAACAAUUAACUUUGAGGUAUAUGAUAAUUGAGCUAUUCAGAGAGUCAGAUUUACCUAUUCUGUCCAAUGAUUUGUUUUGUCUUCUCUCUUGUUCUACACUAUCAUGAAUUAAAAAGAAAAAAAGAGAUCUAUAAACUACCAAAAUUUCCAAUUUUCCAAAUUAA
Camellia sinensis is the source of this 1628-nucleotide messenger RNA. The record is from RefSeq and is a predicted model, not a curated record. NCBI's taxonomy places the organism in Eukaryota, Viridiplantae, Streptophyta, Magnoliopsida, Ericales, Theaceae.